CCGACUGUAGAGGAGAGGCGCCAUGCGUGGUGUGGGCUGGCCCAAGGGGCCCUGGGUCGCGGGGCGGAGCUUGAGCCGCUACCUGCGGCGCGUCAGGUCGCCCGGCAACGCGGCGGACGCUGCCGGGAUGGCCUCUAAGGGCAGCAAGAAGAAGGAGCUCGGGAGUCGCAGUAGCUCCGGGAUCCUGGGCGCCUCCGCCAAAGAAGUACCAAUCUACCGCGUAGGUGCUUCAAGAUUUCCCAUUUGGCCAGAAUGGAAUGAAGCUGACAUCAGUGCAGAAAAAUGGGAUUCUGGAAAAGUUGGAAAAGAGAAAGAAAAGGCUGGGAAAAGUCCUAUUUCUCUCAUCUUUGAUGAUCCUGAAGGAAAAAUAAAAUUGCCAGCAUCCUUAGAAGUACAUUCAUGGAAACGACCACAAGAGUUUUCAGCGAAUGAGACUCCUGUGGUGGUCAAAAAUGAGACCUCAUGUGACCUUUUUUCAGCAAAUGAACAUUUAUUUUGUAGUGAGCUGAUGCGGUGGAUUAUAAGUGAGAUUUGUGCUCUCUGGAAAAUAUGUAAUGAAAAGGCCUUAUCUAAUGGAGCAUCCACACUGUUUUGGGGGCCGUGGGAACAUAUUUAUCCCUUCACUAAAACUACUAAGGGACACAUGCCUCUGUACAAUAGCUAUGGAAAAUACGUAGUGAAACUGUACUGGAUGGGCUGCUGGAGAAAGAUCACUGUGGAUGACACUAUGCCUUUCAGUGAAGAGGGUAAUUUGUUACUACCAGCGACAACAUGUCAAACUGAACUUUGGCCAAUGCUGCUGUCUAAAGCUAUCAUUAAGCUGGCAAAUACUAGUUUACGUGAAAAUGAGAAAAGAGAGCUGGAGGAAUUUACUGUUUUACAUGCACUGACUGGGUGGAUACCAGAAGUUAUUCCUCUCCAGCUUGGAUACUUGGAUAAAGUCUGGGACCUUCUGAAAACAAUUGUGCCAGAAUUUAAGUGGACAGAUGAGAAUACUUUUCAGGCAAAUACAAAACCUAAGGAGACCAAACCCUCAGUGUUAAAAAAUGAAAUUUUACCUGUGAACAAACAGCCGGAUAAACCUGAGAAAGCAGAGAAAUCUGACAAAGAAAAAGCAGAGCAGAAAGAAAUGGGGAAGAAGAAAAAUAGAGACGGAGAAAAGGAAAAAAGCAAGUCAGUGCUUCAUGCUUCAGAAGCAUCAACAGAAGUACAGUGCUCUCCUCAGCCUUUAGCUGAGAGUUCUUCUGUGCCUACCCAGCCAGAAAAGGCGGUCUAUGCUGGCUGUAUGCCAUUACAUUUGUCUGAAGAGAAGAUUUUUUCCUUAGUUGAGAUGACUGAUUCUUCAGAGAAGCUGAGACAGCAUGGGCUUUCCCAAGUAUACAGCCAUCCCGUCCUGGUUACUAGAACUAGGUCCUGCCCCCUGGAAGCCGCAAAGCAACCAGCUUUACCAGUUGCUCCCUGGAAGCUUUUCCGUCAGAAAAAAACAACUGUUGCGAAAUCUGAACCUCAAGAACCUGUGAUAGAGAAACCUGAACAAUAUGUUGAGAUUGCUAGUCUAUUUUUAAAUCAGAAAUUUAAUUCUAUCAAAAUACCCAAGGAUAUCUCCUUCACACAGUCUACCAUCCAAAAAGGAUUUCAUUUGGUGACCCAUCUCCCUUCUGUCACUGAAAGCAAUGAAAAUGUAGAUGACAGUAAUGUGGAAAUGAAUCAAAGUGGGAGAUGCUCAAAUGCAGAAGAUUAUUCUCAGGAACAGCAUAAAACAGAGAGACCCACUGGAGAAGAAUCGCGUGAGAAUUUUAGUUCUAAUUCAAAACAAAUGUCAAAAACAGCUGAUACUGUUGUGAACAGCAAGGCAGUGGAUGAAUCAAAGGAAGAAAUCAAGUCAGAAAAAACUUCUGUUUCCACGGAAACCUGGAUUAGCAUUGAGGACUUCUGUGUUUGUUUCCAGAACCUGUAUGUUUUUCAUAAGCCACAUACAUAUGCUUAUAACUAUCAGAAGACAGACUUUAAGUCUACUGAUGAUCGAGUCUUCUACUAUUUACUUGUGGACAGUCUGAAGCCUAUUGAAAUUCUGGUUAGCUUUUCUGCACUAGUAUGCUGGAAUGACACUGGAGCUGCUAAACAAGAAGGUUCUAGUGUUUCAAAGGCACUGUUGAAGGUUGAACAUUUUUCUUGGAAAUGUGUGACUCCGGGGGAACUUGUGCUAAAGAUGCAUACACACGCAACCAAAGCUACUGUGUUAAAUCUCCCUGUUGGGCGACACAUACUUCUCUUUACAAUAAGUUCUGCUGUAGGGCACCAUAUUCAUCUCUGUAGCAUGGUGCCCUGUGUCUUUGGAGAAGAGGAUGCUGUAAUGCGAAAUCUCGAAAAGGAAAGCUACCGAUUUAUUGGGCAGGCUACUGCUAUCCUGAAAGCUAUCGGAAAUGUGAUUAAUAAUUUCAGCAGUAAACCCAAACUUUCUGAAGCUCUGAAGGAUUUGGAGCUCACUCAUUGUCCUCCUGGCAUCUGUGGUACUGAAAUGGCUGAGGAACAUUUUAAGGUUUUCAAUAGUGCAUUAUGGUCUUUGAUCAAAUAUGUAUUGGACAAGAAGAUGCCUCAUAAGUAUAAAUUUGCCUUCAGGUCCUUCACUUUAGAUUUUAAAUACACUGAUGUAUUUGAGGAUGACAGUGUGUCUUCAGAGAGUUGUGAAGUGAAUUCCCUAAGUAACUGGCAGAAAAGAAUUCCCACUUCUGAAGAAGAAGCAGCAGCUCUUAAACUCCAAGCUGUUUGGAGGGGGACUUCUGUGAGGAAAUUACUGAAGAGCAGAAAACCAGGUACUAAAGAAAACGCUGCUGUGAAAGAAAUCUUGCAAACAUUGUGGACUUCCAUUGAGCUAAAUUUUGAACAGUGUGCUGUAGUGCUGUUAAGAGAAAUGUUUAAAAGAAACUGUAACUCAAUCAAAAAAUUUCCUUGUUAUGAAGAUGAGCGGUGUAAGAUCUCUUUCACUGACUAUGCUGUAACAUAUUCUGAUCAGCCACCAAAUACUUGGUUUGUAGUUUUUAGAGAAAUAUUUUUUGUCCCAGAAGACAUGCUCAUAGUGCCAAAGAUGUAUACCACUAUUCCUUCCUGUAGACUUCAUGUAAUUGAUAAUGACACACUGGAGGAAAUGCCACAAGUCUUUUUGAAAGUGGCACCUCAUAUUUACCCAAAAAAUAAGAAAGGAUACACGUUUAUGGCUGAAGCACGUACUGGUGACCAGUCUUUGGCAGCUGGAAGAUGGAGGCUCCGACUCAUCAGUUCUCACAGUCCACUCCCGUUCCUCUCUCGUGAGGCUGUAAAUAACAUCUAUUCUACUAAAGAAAUUAAAGACUAUUACGUACCCAAUGACAAAUGUGUAAUGUUCAGGUAUUCAGUAAAAGUCACAGCAUCCCAUAUUGCUACAGUGCAGGUACAAACCUCUAAAUCAGAUGUGUUCAUUAAGCUACAAGUCCUAGAUAAUGAGGAAGAAAUUGUAAAUGUCACUGGAAAGGGCCAUGCAGUCAUUCCUGCUUUUAAUUUCCUGAGUAAUGAAACACUUUUGAGUUCCCGCUCCAGUAAAAGCCAGCUUAUUCAAAGUGUUGGAAAGAAGGAAUCAGAAACUGGAUUUAGAAGAAGAAGUAAUGUUUCAGCUCCAAAGAAUACCAAAAGUUCUUUCAAGAAAGGAAUUUCACAAGACCGUCUAUCUGUGUUAGAAGAAGAAUCUUUCCCCUUGGAAAACUUUGAAAAUAAUCAGGGAAGUCCACAACAACCUCACAGGUAUAUCAUACAGGCAUUGGUAUUAUAUAAUAGUUGGCCACUCAGCGAGAGCGAGAUUCCAUUUGUCCAGUCUCUGAAAGAAGCAGAGAAAAAUGAACUCAAAGACCUUAAACACUGUAGAAGAAAUUACAUCAGGCUAAAUCCAGCUGCUGGAGUGAGGUGAGGCUGCAGGAACUCUAUGUUCCCAAGUCCAACCAGUAAUGAGGCUUAUGGUGCGCUCUCAGCAGGCAUGCACACGUGGAACACGCAUAGACGCUAUGUACAUACGUACAUACGUGGCCAACCACAGCAAUUGCAGACAGGCACUGAAAGCACUGAUGUGAACGCAGCACCAAUGGGCUCAUCCUGCCAUUCGCAUGCUAACUGGAUCAGUAUGUGUGUAAAAUUCUACUAAAUGGCCUGAAUGAAGAUUUAUUAUUUUCAUAUUCUUCUUGUUUAGAUGAGAAGUGUUUUAAAAUGAAGAUCUAUUGUACUUGCUUCUAAAUCACAACAAAUUUCUCUAUGUAUUUAGAAUACAUAUUCCACUAUAAUAUAUUAUCUUGCAAACUCAUGCAUUCAAUUUCAGUUUAGAUAAUACUAGACUUAUUAUUUGUUAGUCAUUACAGCUAACAGAACAUCAGUUGCAUAACAUGUAGAGAGACAUAGCCCCAAAAAUGUGGAUUGAUAUCUGACUUUUUGGCAUGGAAAGAGAUACCUGCAUGAGUUGCAAGUGAGAUAGAUUACAUUCUUUCGUGGGUAUAAUAAUAUUCAAGGAGCUGUGCCUCACAGACAUAUGUUCAGGAAGCUUUUUCAGUUGUUUCAUCCUCUUUUAGGCUGUUGCAUUGAUCACAUAAUCGCACCCUAUUACAUAGUUGUUUUUCUGACUUGGCUGCAGCUUGCACAUAACAUACUAGCCAUGCUUUCGGUGUGUACCAUUUCAUACAACCUCCACAAUGGUCUGUAAAGCUGCAGGUCGAAAGAGGUCACUCGGUCACUGAAUUUCUGUGCUAGUUCUCAGUUGUUGAUGCCGGAGCUUGUCAGUAGCAUGGGUACUCUAAUGUUUGGUACCCAGUAGCAGUACUACUGUUCAUAGCUUCCCUUAUCCUUUUUAACUGGUACUUUGGCCCAUUUACAGUCAACUAGAUUCAAGUCACAAUCAGUGAUAAAGAGAAAUUUUCUAGUAGGAUGUUUUUAACGUUGUGAUUUCUGUGUCCUGCUAUAAUUGCUGCUUUUCAAAGUAAUCAAAACUCAUUUCUCAGUUCAGAUUAACUGAAUAUUUAUGUUUAUACAAGAAUACAAACUGACUGUGUUCACAUGGAAUAAAAACUAGAUUGUUCAGGCCACUAAGAGAGUUUAUACAGAACAUAUCUCAACACUUACUGUACUUACUGCUUAGUACUUAUUUUGUGUACUCUCUAUCAGCAGCAAUAUUUAUCUGGAGCACUUACUAUACAGGUUAGUAUUUUGGAGUAAACAACAUUUAAUCUCUGAAUAUUCUGCUGAUUGUGAACCAGUUUUCAAAUUAAAGUGAUUUGAAAACUGAGAUUUACCAUUGCAGGUUGUCAGCAUCACUUCUCAACCACACAAUUCGUACUGUAGCAGUGUUGAUACUUAUCCAAAACAAAGUCCACUCACGGUGUGAUUUUUAAGAAAACUGCAGUGAGCUGGGUGGAAAAUUCCUGGGACAAAUCUCAAAUUUCAGGCAAUAAUAUUUCAUGUAAGGCAAUAGUGCCAUCUGGAGUUAGCUUUGUGUUAAAGCUGAUUUAUUGUGUCAAAAACAUAUUUCUGCCUUGUGUUAUCCUUUAACAGUCUUUCAAGGUAGUCUCCCUCUAUAAGACUCAUAUUACUCACUGGUAUUGUAAGUAAUUAUUAAGAAAAUUUUGGUUGAAGUUAAGUUCUCCAAUAAUAGUUUUGUAUUUUUUCUUUAUUGAUGUUUAUCCUUUUUUUUCUUCAUAAUCCGUUAAGACUGCUGUUUGAUAGUAUUUGUAAGAACUGUUUGCAAAAGUGAUUUCACAACUAACAUUUAAUCACAAUUAUUGUAUGUGACAUCUCAUAAAACAUUUUAUUAAAUAACACUUUGCAUAAACAGAACAUUAAAAAGGCAUUAACCAAGAAAUGAGCAAGAUAGCUCAUUUUGUCCCUGUCGUUUCAUCUGUUCCCAUGUUAUUUAUUUAAUAACUUCUCAAUGUAUGUAGGUCUAGAACAUCAACAUUCUAAAAUUCAGAGCUAUCAGAUCUUUAUAGAAGCCAAAGUUUGUAGUAUCCCUUUGCACGGAUAGUCUUUGUCUCCUAAUAUGUUAUGACAAUGUGAAAUUAAAUAGAAAGCCUUUUAUAUAAUAAUAUUAUAACUUCAGAUAAUGCCAUUGGUUUUUAUUUUAUAUUUGCGUUUCUUCUGGAGACGUUUUAUUAUUUUCAGUAUUUGUGGAGACUGCUUUAAUUUUUGCUUUCAUUCCUUAUUGUAUGUUUUGGUUGCACUGAAUGAAUUUACACAUAGCUUUUUGGUACCAUUGUAUGUUCUUUAAGUAGCUUAAGGAGGUAAGAAUGUAAUGUAUACAUAAAUACGUGUAUAAUGUAUGAUGUGAUAUACAUAAAUAUCAUAUAUAUUUGUGCAUGUAGUUAGUAAAAGUGUAUUAUAAAUUUGCUUGUAUAUCUUUCAAAUUUACCAUUUUAUAUUUCCAUAUAACCCUGACAAUGAAUAUCUGUUCCAAAUCUCAUUAAAGCCAGUGGAAUACCUUCAGCAGACUUCUGAUCAAAUCAAGCAGUACAGAGAUCUUUCCUCAGUGGAAAGAGGUUAGAAACACAGCAGCAAGUGAAAGAUACCUUGUUAUUAUCUUCAGACUCAUUUCCUCUUUUUUCCAAGAGAAAUCUGAUUGCACUGAUCAAAUCCCAUUUUUCAGCAUUUGUUUUAAUGUUUCAAGCAGCAAGAAGGUGAAGUGUAAUAGAGAUUUCAGACUCUGGUCUUUAAUCUAGUACUGUUGUGGAUCCAGUCCAGCUUGUUUCAUUUGCUGUGUUCCUAUGCUAUUAAAGCUGUUUGCUAUUGCAGACCUUACUUAUUCUUUUUUAGUUUUAUAACAAGAACAUGGCAUGAAAAAACAAUUGUUAACAUUUCUUACCACCGAAGACAGUGAAGAAUGAAAGUGAUAUAUGUGCUAGUUCUUAGCUAUUCAAUUCAACAAAUAUCAUACAUACAGCAUAUGCAUGUACUGAUUAAGUAAUUAAUCUAAAAAUUUCUGUUUGAUCUGAGAAUGAUCGUUUUGAUUUUCCCGGGUACACACUGAGUCUUAAAUAUGUUUUGUUGCCUUAAUUUCCUUCCAUUUUGGAUUUUUUUGUGUGUGUGUAUGUUCUGCUCUCCAGUCUUUCAGGCUGACAGAGACAUGAGGCAAUGAGAACACUGACUUUACUUCCUUUGAGCUUCUCACCUUUAUGGCGGAGAUUGUGUAAGAGAACUAAGGAUCAGAUUGCUAGCUACAGAUUAUCAGUCUCCUCUUUGGACUGACUUAUACACAGAACAAUAGGGCAGUUAUUGAUAUGCAUGUACCAUGGUAAACCAAUAAUUAAGUCCUGGGUAAUAUGCUGUUUAGGACAAGUAAAGCCGUUGUAAUAUGUCUACUUCCAUAAGCUUGUUUUUAAAAGCUUUAUUGUCUCCAGAUUCUUUCUUGCUCCAACAGUUAAUAUUGGUGUAGUACUUAACAGUGUCAACUAAUUACAUAAGACUUUUCUUUGUCUUUCCUA
Gallus gallus (chicken) is the source of this 7484-nucleotide messenger RNA. RefSeq names its product androglobin (gene ADGB). The transcript has 30 exons. Gene Ontology annotation, molecular function: oxygen binding; protein binding; calcium-dependent cysteine-type endopeptidase activity. The coding region runs from base 23 to 3937 and encodes 1304 amino acids. Gene Ontology annotation, biological process: proteolysis. Lineage: Eukaryota; Metazoa; Chordata; Aves; Galliformes; Phasianidae. The record is from RefSeq and is a predicted model, not a curated record.